Molecule: messenger RNA, 2376 nt
Organism: Drosophila yakuba
Lineage: Eukaryota; Metazoa; Arthropoda; Insecta; Diptera; Drosophilidae
Exons: 1
Coding region: 1655-2008 (117 amino acids)
Source: RefSeq, a predicted model, not a curated record
UAUUUUGUUGUUACAUGGAGUUUUGCCAGUUGGAAAUUUGUCGCCACCCGGAAAAGUUUUUAGGGAGAUAUGUACGUAUAUAUUUUGCGUAUUGUCAUUUUGUCAUUUGGAUAACAUUGUAAUGCAGUUGGACUGGAAUAGUUUUUUUACAGUUCGAGAGCUGGAAAAGCUGCAGAGCAAUUUCCACUUUACACUCUUGGCCAUGUGGGUUAAUUAGCACUGGCUUUUCCACAGCUAAAGGGAAAUCACUUGGCAGUUAUGUACGUUUGAAUCUGCAACAUUACGGGGCCUUUGAGUUUCCGCCUUGGCAGCUACAUAUACAUACAUGUGUGUAUGUAGAGUUCCGAUUAACCCCGGCUUGAAAACUACAGUUCCGAAUUAACCCGGGCUUAAUGAGGCCGCAGAUGCAGAGUUGGCCAAAAGAAAUCGCUGAUGUAAUGCCACGCACAUUUGCAACAAGGCAAUGCCCCUACCACAGGCUAACUGCCCAUUGUGUGUAAAUUUGUUACCAUUUUUUUUUUCUGUUUUUCGUUGUAUAUCUUUUUUUCUGCGCUACCUCGUAUUGCACAUAAAGGUAAUUUCUAAUUUGCUGGUGUUUUAUUGUUUAUUGUUUUUCUGCCGGCUCAUUUUAUGGCGCCGACUUAUGCAACACCUCUAAGGCAGCGACGCAUGCGCUCGAAUUACACACAUGGACAUGGACACUAAACGCAGGGUUUUGCCUCCAUAUCGACCAUAAAAGCAUAACGGCUUUCAUUAAUCAUGCCGGUCACGUCUACGCAAGAAAAAAAAAAAGAACUGAAAACUUACACUAAUACAAAAUGUCUAGGAGCGCGAGAAUGUGCUCUAGUAAACGGGGAACUAAUUGUGAAUAAUUAAUGAGGUUUGGAGACCAAACACAGCAAACACAGUAAACCUUGAAAACACCGAAAAUCUGAUUUCUUACGAAAUUAUUCUAUUUCGGGAAAUUAAGUGGUUUCCCAAUGCCAUGCUUAAUUGAAGAUUAAAGGUCUGAGAAGAACUUUCAGAAUACUUAAUAAGCAUAAACAAGUGAGCUGAAAAAUCCAACUCGUACUACAAAUAAGUUUGUGUUAGUCUUAAAAGGAGUUAUACUUUUUUUUUACUUUUAAGAGGGAUUUUUUUGUAUAUGUUCCUUCAAACUCUAUCUUAAACUUGUCUUGGACCUAGAUUUUUCGCUAACUGCACCGAUGCAAGGGGGCAACCUCGUGUGGCAGCAAAAGAACAGUAGCAUCGACAACCGUUGCCAAUUAGCGGCAACAUGCAAAGCGCAUUUGCAUUCGCAUUGAACCUGCAGCUCUCUAUUUUGCGAUUCUGCCUGCUGGCGAUGACACCGGAGCAUCGAUGGCACCAACAGCCGAGCCGGAAAACGUAAUCAGUUCAAGUCGCGGCGCGGGAUUAGGUUCAGCUAUAGAAGGGCCAGGUAUAUGCAUCCUAAUUGAGCACUUCACCUAUAAUGCGCAGCAAUAAAUUCAGGAUUUUUGCAUACCUGGAAAAUCGGGGGAAACUCGAGGAAGCUCACAUCUAAUCAUAUACCUGUGGGGGUUUAAAAGUCGCCCGCACACGCACUGAUUGCAUCAUUUGGCCUCAAACCAGUGACGAGAACGUUUCGAUUUGCAUAUAAGAUACCGCGUAGAGAAUGUCAGACUAUUCCAGCAGCAACUACAGUGGCAACUCCUCCCAGAGGACGGAGAAAUCCGUGAGCUAUGCCCUCUACCUCCACCGAAGGGAGUUGGGCCGUCCCAAGCGCAAGAUGAUGCGAAUCGCCAGCACCAAGCUGCAGCUGACAAACGAGCUCAUCCAGCUGCAGCAGCGUCGCCAAUGGGAGACGGCCUUUGACCUCGAGUUCGACGCGGAGGCCAGUUCCCAGCAGAUGAGGGCCCUCGAUAGGGAACGGGAGUAUCGGGAUAGAUUGCGCACCAAUAUGCAGCGGCAACUCGAGAAGCAGCAGAAACGCAAGCGAAAGUAUCUACAGGAAAUCGGCAAGCGCUAGUACAGCCAACUACCAGCAUGAUGCGGAAGGCAAUUAUUAAUAUAUUAAUUAAUUAAUUGAGCACCUUAUUAAGUAACUUAAAGAGCAUGAUAACUCAUAUGGACAAACUAGAAAAUCAAGAUUUUCAAGCUAUAGGUUUAAUCUUUCUGACCAUUUAGAAUACUCCUAUCUACACUCAGGAAAGCAGGAACAUAAAACCAGGAACUCAGUAAAAGAUUUUGUGAUAUAAAGAGACAGCCUUUAACAUCCCUUUACAAAUAUUAUUUAGUUUUACGGCAUUACGAGUGCAUCACCUUAUAUGAAUUAUUAUAUAAAUCUAGCAUUAAAACAGAAGACUAUCGCUCAAUAAAACAGUUGCAUAACAAUUA